Messenger RNA from Rodentolepis nana, 1425 nucleotides. The record is from the annotation of a GenBank genome assembly. Lineage: Eukaryota; Metazoa; Platyhelminthes; Cestoda; Cyclophyllidea; Hymenolepididae.
AUGGCAAUCUCUGUGUCGUCUGUCCGUAGGGAGAGAUUUCACAUUCCUUUGGGAAGCUGUCUAUUUCAAUCUCAAUUCGCAGGCAUUUAUCUCGCUCGUUUAAAGUCUUCAAAAUCUCGAUUAUUAAAGUUGGCUUCGAAUCGCUAUCCAAAUCUUGCUGUCCGGUCAUUAGCGGAUGUUGAGCCUGAUGAAGAAUGCAUAAUCAUUGGCACGAUCUUUAGAUCAUGCCCCCAAAAACCAAGCAUUAUCAAACAACUAGCACAGAUGGAGCAGAUUGGAAGUCAACUUUUAUUGGAAUCCCAAAAUAAUCAACAGAGUCUUUCAUCACGCUUGGCUGGCCUCGAGGACGAAUUUUUUUUGGAAGAUGAGGUUCAGCGCAUUAGUCUUGACAUCCAAUCUCAAGAUCUAGCCGGACGUCUUACAACUGGCGUUGUGGCCUGUAUUAUGGGUGUUCAACCAUCCAAGUCACUAGGAUCAUUCAUAGUUAAAGAAGCUACUUUUAUUGAACCACAACCGCAGAAAUCUAUUUCAGGGGUCAAUUUUGUGGGUGCCUCACACCCUAGUUUUGACACAGGUUUUUGGGUUGGCUUUGUCUCCGGUCUUGGUUUCACUGCAUCAGCCGACGGUGGUUGUCAUGGUCACGAACUUGCUUUGAGUCUUCUCGGGGAUUUCUUGAGAGAGAAUAAAUUGAGUAGGCUGUUUGUUCUUGGAGAUUGCAUUCGUGCAAGUGCUGCUGGUGGUUUGGAAACUCUCGGAGUUAUUCAGCAAGCUCGCUUUCUCACUCGCAAAACGGACGCAGAUUCGGUUUUAGCCAUGUCUGCUCUUGAUACCUGGCUUUCUGACCUGCCUUUGGGAGAUGGAUUUACCGUUCAACUCCAACCAGGUGUAUCUGAUUGUGUCUCCCAGUUGUUGCCACAGCAGCCUUUCCAUUCUCUCCUUUUUCCCAAAACCGUGGGCCGGUUUGGUAAGGGAGAAGAUGCUCUUAUUAGUACCACGAAUCCCUGUAUCACUGAGGUGUUUGCAAGAACGAUUUUAACCUCCUCAGGUCAGAAUAUUUCUGAUGUUUACAAGUACACCUCAAGUGGUGACGUACUCGACUGUAUGGAGUCAAUACUUCAAUGGGGUCACUUGGCUCCAACCUGCCCAGAUACAAUUUUCUCAUAUCCACAAACGGAAUCCGAUUCUCUUCUCCUUCAUACGGAUCCGGAUACAGGCAGUUGUGCAGAUUAUCCAGACAUCUUUGCUGCUGGAAAUCAACCGAUGGCUGGUUUCCGUCGUGCUUCUUUAAAGACAGGCAGCAGUGAUAAAGAAGGAGCUCUAUUACUAUCAGUUCCUCGUUUUGAUGUCACCUUCACAAUUGUGUUGUUAGAGUUGGAAUCAUUGAGAUGUUUGCCCGUGAAAUUUGACCUCUCUCAGAUUGAAUAG